CUGCCACCAAACGCAUCAACUGCCUGCUUACGGGAGGAGCAUAAUCCUACAUUUCUGGGACUCGUUUAUUAUUAUUCGCAGCGAGGAUAUUUAUUUUACUUAUUUCGCAGGCCGGUUCGUUGUUUCUGGUGCCUUGCCAGCUGCCAUCAUCGCCGUAUAAAAGGACUGGAGGAACAUUAUUUUGGUUGUUUUCCCCGAAGUUGUCGCACGAGGAGUGAGCUCGCGCUGCUGCACAGACUCCGGAAAAGUGACAUGAAACGUGAGGACGGAUGAGAAACAAGUAGGGAACAAAUCGGAGCACAUUAUCAUCCUGUUUCACUCACAGCAGACUGAUAUGCACCGUGCAAGAGACUGAAAAAGUAACAACAUCUGAGCCACAAACGGAGCGGGUGAAAGCAUGGACCUUAACGCACGCGACUUCCAGCGACCACUUUGGGAUUUAUGUUUUUUUAAUUAAACUCUGCAAACCUUAAAAUGAGGAACCGGUGGUGUUGCAGCAGAUAAGUUUUUCCACAUACUGACUUUUUAAUGACUGAAACUUGUGUGUGGUGCUAUAGUGGUGAACAUUUGGCCUGUUUUUUUCUUUAAUCAAAAGAGGGAGAAUGUGUUCAAGUGUUAAAUUCAGCCUCAUCUGUGUGCUACUGGUCCUGUGGAGCGGUGGAGGCUCAGCCAUUAGCUCAAUAGACCCCGACUGGUCAGGAGAGGGGAGAUGUCAACACAUCAACAUCCCCCAGUGUAAGGACAUUGGCUACAACAUGACCCGCAUGCCAAAUCUCAUGGGCCACGAUGACCAAAAAGAGGCAGCGAUCAAGCUGCAGGAGUUUGCGACGCUGAUACAGUUUGGAUGCCACAGUCAUCUAAAAUUUUUCCUGUGUUCGCUGUAUGCUCCAAUGUGCACAGAGCAGGUGUCCAACCCCAUCCCAGCAUGCAGAGUUAUGUGUGAGCAGGUGAAGCUGAAAUGCUCACCAAUCUUGGAGCAGUUUAACUUCCCCUGGCCCGACUCUCUGGACUGCUCCCGGCUGCCGACCAAAAACGACCCAAACAACCUCUGCAUGGAGGCGCCUAACAACGGCUCAGAUGAGCCUCCCAAAGUGUCCCACACCCAGCCUCCAGAUUUCAGGCUGCAGCGGCCAUUGGGCGGGCAGGACCUGCAUCUGAAGGACACUGGAAACAAGGAGGCAUGCAGCAACCCCGGGAAGUUUCACUUUGUGGAGAAAAGUGAGUCCUGUGCCCCCAAAUGCUACCCCAAAGUGGAUGUAUACUGGAGUCAAGGAGACAAGCAGUUCUCUCUGGUGUGGAUAGCCAUCUGGUCCAUCCUCUGCUUUGUCUCCAGCGCCUUCACUGUGCUCACUUUCCUCAUAGACCCACAGCGAUUCAAAUACCCUGAGAGGCCGAUCAUCUUCCUCUCCAUGUCCUACUGUGUUUACUCUGUGGGCUACCUCAUCAGACUUUUUGUGGGGGCUGACAGAAUAGCCUGUGACAGGGACAAUGGGGUCCAGUAUGUUAUCCAGGAGGGUCUGGAGAGCACCGGCUGCACCAUUGUCUUUCUCAUCCUGUAUUAUUUUGGCAUGGCCAGCUCCCUCUGGUGGGUUAUCCUGACUCUCACAUGGUUCCUGGCUGCAGGGAAGAAGUGGGGUCACGAGGCCAUCGAGGCCAACAGCAGCUACUUCCACCUGGCUGCGUGGGCCAUCCCUGCUGUGAAGACCAUCAUGAUCCUGGUGAUGAGGAAGGUGGCGGGGGACGAGCUGACAGGGGUCUGCUACGUGGGCAGUAUGGACGUCAAAGCUCUCACAGGCUUUGUGCUCAUUCCUCUCUCCUGCUACCUAAUUAUUGGCACUUCGUUCCUGCUGUCCGGCUUUGUGGCACUUUUCCACAUCCGGAAGAUCAUGAAAACAGAGGGAGAGAACACGGACAAGCUCGAGAAACUCAUGGUCCGCAUCGGGGUCUUCUCCGUGCUCUACACCGUCCCCGCCACCUGCGUCAUCGCCUGCUACUUCUACGAGAGACUCAACAUGGACUAUUGGCGCAUCGAGGCAAAGGAUCAGAAGUGCGUGGACAGCAGCGGGCCAGAGUCGGACAAGUGCGUCAUGAAGACUUCCAUCCCCGCUGUUGAGAUCUUCAUGGUGAAGAUCUUUAUGCUGCUGGUGGUGGGCAUCACCAGCGGCAUGUGGAUCUGGACAUCAAAGACGCUGCAGUCCUGGCAGAACGUGUUUAGCAGGAAGCUAAAGAAGAGGACGAGGAGGAAGGCUGCCAGUGUGUUCACCAGCAGCAGGCCUUACAUCAAACCUCACCCAUCUCUCAAAGGGCACAGUACUAAGUAUGAGCCUACACGGCCUCCCCCAACAUGUGUAUGAGCUGGCUCUCUUUGUGUAAACCCAAAAAAUACUUGUAAAAGCCCUUACCUAAAUGAGACUUUGUAAUCAGAGUGCCAUCAAAAGAAUCAAGGUUCAUGUUUUAUUUAUGCAAACUACGUUGAAGAUAAUGCAAUGUGGGGUUUUUUGUGUCUUGAGCCAUCUCAUGCAACAAGAGCUGCCUUUGUUUGUGAAAAAAAUCUGCUACUCCUGGAUUCACUUAUCCUACUGAGGAACUUGGUAGAGAGAGAGAAAAAAUCUUAUUGUUCCCAAGACAAAAAGAGUGGAAUAAACCAUUUGGAUGUGUCAUGGGGUCACUUGAAUAAUGUGCAAUAGAUGUUUUCCUUUAAAAAAAGACACUUGUACUGUUAGUGACAGAUUACAGACAAUGAAAGGACCCCACAGACAAUGGUCAGAGAGAUGAGUGUUGUGUUUGGAGGCUUUUUAAUGGAAAUCGAGGCAGUGUCAUAUAUGUUUGAACUGGAGUGAGAGCAGCUGUUGAAAAGCGCUCCAGACCUUUCCGAACUGCCCCAUUGUGAGGCAAAUCCAUGCCAUAAAUUAAUCAAGCACUCGUAAAUGAAAAGUUAUUUGUACACGCAGUUGAGUUUUCCUCUUCUUUUUUUUC
Messenger RNA from Centropristis striata (black sea bass), 2976 nucleotides. RefSeq names its product frizzled class receptor 10 (gene fzd10). Bases 603 to 2354 code for a protein of 583 amino acids. The transcript has a single exon. The record is from RefSeq and is a predicted model, not a curated record. NCBI's taxonomy places the organism in Eukaryota, Metazoa, Chordata, Actinopteri, Perciformes, Serranidae. Gene Ontology annotation, cellular component: plasma membrane. Gene Ontology annotation, molecular function: Wnt receptor activity; Wnt-protein binding. Gene Ontology annotation, biological process: canonical Wnt signaling pathway; non-canonical Wnt signaling pathway.